Drosophila busckii is the source of this 424-nucleotide messenger RNA. RefSeq names its product barrier-to-autointegration factor (gene baf). Gene Ontology annotation, molecular function: DNA binding. Lineage: Eukaryota; Metazoa; Arthropoda; Insecta; Diptera; Drosophilidae. The transcript has 2 exons. The record is from RefSeq and is a predicted model, not a curated record. Bases 1 to 258 code for a protein of 85 amino acids.
AUGAUGCAGACACUUUCAGUCACACUGCACCGAAACAUCGAUGUUGAAAACAAAACAUCGGGCAUUGGAGAAACGCUUGGUGGACGCUUGUCGGAAGCGGGUUUUGACAAAGCCUACACAGUUCUGGGCCAAUACCUAGUGCUAAAAAAGGAUGAGGAACUGUUUAAGGAGUGGAUGAAAGAUGUGUGCCAUGCCAGCUCAAAGCAAGCACUUGACUGCUACAGCUGCUUGCAUGACUGGUGCGAGGAAUUCCUAUAAACAAUUCUCUGGACAACUGUUGGAAGGCCUUGCACAGCUUUAUGUACACAAUGAUAUUUCCCUUCACCCUUUCAAAUAUAUGUCAAGCCCAAAGUAAUACUAAGCUAUCAUUAAAAUGUAUAUUAGCCAGAUCACUAAUAAACUUCAUGUGUAAUUUAACGUAAAG